Molecule: messenger RNA, 1896 nt
Organism: Lytechinus variegatus (green sea urchin)
Lineage: Eukaryota; Metazoa; Echinodermata; Echinoidea; Temnopleuroida; Toxopneustidae
Product: regucalcin-like
Exons: 6
Coding region: 37-936 (299 amino acids)
Biological process (GO): L-ascorbic acid biosynthetic process
Molecular function (GO): calcium ion binding; enzyme regulator activity; gluconolactonase activity
Source: RefSeq, a predicted model, not a curated record
GCAAUCCAUACUUGGACCAGUGGACAUUGUGACGUCAUGGCUGUUGAGGUUGUUCAGAAGGAUACGGGAUACCUAUUGGAAGGUCCUCAUUGGGAUGAUGUCACCAACACCCUUCUGUAUGUUGAUAUUUUUAACAAGUUCGUUCAUUCUUACAAUACGGUGACCAAGGAAGCUAAAAAAGUCGAAGUCCAUGAUGCCGUAGGGGCGGUUGUGACCACAACCAGUGGAAGAACUAUGGCAUGUGUUGGACGAGAGGUGGGCUACAUCAACUGGGAUGCCGGGAAAUUCGAAACAUUUUGUGAAAUAGAUCUAAAAAAGGGAACCAGAUUCAAUGACUGCAAGUGCGAUCCAGCAGGAAGAUUCUGGUUAGGAACAAUGGCUGUCCAAGAUCCGUCGACAAGCUCGGAAGAAACCAAAAAAGGACAGGGCUCCCUCUUUUGUUUGAGUCCCGACAAAACGGUCCGAGAGCUUGUGCAGAAUGUUGACAUAUCAAAUGGCAUGGCGUGGACAAAUGAUCAGAAAACUAUGUACUACAUCGAUUCGCUGACCUACGGCGUGGAUGCUUUUGAUUAUAACAUCGAAACCGGUGAAAUUGCAAACAGACGACAGGUUAUCAGCGUUCCUCAGUCAGACGGUAUACCGGAUGGUAUGUGUAUCGAUGAUGAGGGUAUGCUAUGGGUGGCCUUGUUUGAUGGAUGGGCUGUUAACAGAUAUAACCCCGAAACAGGCGAAAAACUUCGAUCCAUCAAAUUCCCAACCAAGAACAUCACAAGCUGUUGCUGGGGCGGGGCCAAUCGCGAUGAACUUUACGUGACGUGUGCAAAGCACUUUCUCAAACCAGAUGAACUCAAAGAACAAGACACCGCUGGCUCCAUCUUCCGGGUUACUGACCUAGGGGUCAAAGGGGUCAAGUGUGACGUAUUCAAAGACAAAUAAUGGUCAUUUUUUUUAUUCUAAAAAGUGGAACCAAUUAUUUUUCUAUUUCACGUUUUGUAAAAAUAUAUUUGAUUUGACGUUGAGAUCUUGCCGUUAUUCUCAUAUAAUGCAAUUUUUGUAGAUACAUGCACCAUUCUAUGCUGUGCGGAAGAAAUAUCGGCGCGUUGCUAAUCCGUGACGGUUAAUAUAAUAAAUUUGAACUGUUUGGUGAAAAAAGAAUUCUUACUCCGUAAUUAUGAUUCACACGAGUUGUCGAUAUUAAUGACGAUAUUCAUGAACAGCGUUACGUGUGCUGCUCAUGUUAUUAUACUGUUUCACUUCUUCUGUUGUUUUUUUAGCUCGAAUUUAUAACAAUCUUGUUUGCCCUGCAUUUAAUGUUCUACCAGUUGGCAGGGGCGUCCCAAGGAUGUUAGAAAGGCAGUCUUAAGAUGCUUAAAAGUGACGUCAUAUAUAUUUUUUCGAAUUAGAGCGGUAUCACAGAGUUACAUAUCCUAGAACUCUGAUUUGUACAUUUUUCAAAUCUUUCUUUCCCCUCCUAUCCUGUUUUUUCCCCCACUACUUGAAAUAUCAUCAUGAUCACAGGGGAAGGUGGUCGCCCAAGGCACCCCUCCCCUUGGUACCGCCUGCAUGUCUUUUGAUAUUAUGAGUUAUUCAUUCUGUACUCACUUUGUUCUGUUGCUCAGAUAAAAUCAUAUUAGAAACAAAUACUCACGCAACAUUGUUUUAUGACUUAUUGACGUGGAUAGUAUAACAGGGCCCCGUCUUACAAAGAGUUACGACUGAUCCAUUCAGCCUCAACUAUAUGGAAAUCCAUCCAUAACAUAUUUUUUUCCUUCAGGAAAUUUGCAUAAUGUCCUCUGCAAACAUAAAGAAGAACACUGAAUUCUCAAAGAAAUGAUGAAUGUAUGGACAUACAUCAUAUCUAGAAAUUAUUUUGAACAAAUCUGCAUUUUAGAUGUU